GCGAACACUGCAGGGCAUUAAGAAGAAUGGCUUGUCGGGAUACAACAGUAGCACUAGUUUGAAUUCUCGCUCACGCGAAGAUAGUCGAUCGAACAGCUCAGGUGACGAGGGCGAAGGCUCCGACUCUGCAUCAAGCAAGAUUAAAGUCUACCGGAAAGCCACAAACUCGGAUGCCACCGUAGACCCAGACCAAUUGGAUCUGUCUACGCCGGUGCAGAAGUUCUACUCAGCGCUGCAGCUGCUGCGACUCAACUUACCACCAGACUAUCGCAAACAGAUAGACGACAUCACCAAACAGCUGUCACGCAGCUAUGACGUGUACCUGCCCUCAUCACCCUCUACCAAUGUAAAAGACAAAGAAAUCCGUUCGUAUAUGGAGAGCUUCUUCCCCACACAAGCGGGACUUAAGUUCGAUCAACAGGCGAGGGCAGGAUUGAACCGCACACUGAGUCUUGUGGGCAGGGCUGGUAGUCCUAAACCCAACUACAAGAGCGGCAAAGAAUUCAAGAAGCGACAGCUAGGAAGGGUGGGCUCUACUGGUAAAUCGACCAGUUUUGGGGAGAUUCCGGAGAUUCCGGAGGCAGAGGGCAGAUAUAGUGCGGAAGACGGGAGUUUGUCGCCGGUAUUGCAACUCAGUGUCCCAGUUUUGGACAAAAAGGAACAGCAACGGUCCGGAAAACUCAAUCGGGGCAAAGAUUUGGCCAAAACACCCGAUUUUGUGGAUAGAGACAACGACUCCGACGCAACGCCUUUGGCUGUGAUAGACCUGGAAGAAUACGACACCGUCAAAAGAGUAACACGCAAAAGUGGCACAUGCAUAGAACUCAGCUGCAGCGCUCCCGAAGAAGCCAUGGACGAACACGGGUAG
Messenger RNA from Sphaeroforma arctica JP610, 868 nucleotides. RefSeq lists its product as hypothetical. The annotation marks the transcript as partial. NCBI's taxonomy places the organism in Eukaryota, Ichthyosporea, Ichthyophonida. The transcript is spliced from 6 exons. The record is from RefSeq and is a predicted model, not a curated record.